CCCAUUUCCCAUAAUAAUGACUACCAUCCAAACGCUGCCUCUCCGCCCCUUCGCUCCUCUCAAAACCCCAUCCAAACCCCUCCUCCCAAAACCGUCCCUUUUCAAAAUCACCGCCCGAGCCAACCCGCCCAUCUCCGGCCGCAAGCUCCGGGCAGCCGUGGUAGGCGGUGGCCCCGCCGGCUCCUCGGCCGCCGAGGUCCUGGCACGCGGCGGCGUCGAGACGUUCCUCUUCGAGCGCAGCCCCGACGCUGCCAAGCCCUGCGGCGGCGCCAUCCCGCUCUGCAUGCUGGAUGAGUUCUCCAUCCCGCCGGAGCUCAUCGACCGGAAAGUCACCCACGUGAAGAUCAUCUCCCCCUCCAACCUCACCGUCGACUUCGGCAAAACCCAAAAGCCCCACGAGUUCAUCUCCAUGCUCCGCCGCGAGGUGCUCGACUCAUUCCUCCGCUCGCGCGCCGAGUCCACCGGUGCCACCCUCGUCAAAUCCCUCGUCACGAACGUCGAGCUCCCCUCCUCACCCGGCGCGCCGUACGUCGUCAACUACGCCAUCGACGGCUCGCGCCGGACGCUAGCCGUCGACGUCGUCGUCGGCGCCGACGGAGCGAACAGCCGAGUGGCGAAGUCGAUAAACGCCGGGGAUUACUCCUGCGCCAUCGCCUUCCAGGAGCGGAUAAAGCUGCCGGACUACAGAAUGGGGUACUAUCAAAACCUAGCGGAGAUGUACUUCGGGAACGACGUCUCCCCGGACUUCUACGCCUGGGUUUUCCCCAAAUGUGACCACGUGGCGGUUGGAACCGGCACGAUCUGCUCGAAGAAGAACAUCAAGCUGUACCAACACGGCAUCCGAUCGAGAGUGAUGCCGAAGAUCGAGGGCGGGAAGGUGAUCAAGGUCGAAGCCCAUCCAAUCCCGGAGCACCCGCGGCCGAUUAGGGUUCGAGGUCGGGUGGCCCUGGUGGGGGACGCGGCGGGAUACGUGACGAAGUGCUCCGGGGAGGGGAUAUACUUUGCGGCGAAGAGCGGGCGGAUGUGCGGCGAGGGGAUCGUGAGGGCGUCGGAGGGCGGGGAGAGGAUGAUCGAAGAGGAGGAUUUGAGGAGGGAAUACCUGAAGGAGUGGGACAAGAAGUAUAUCGGGACGUUUAGGUUCUUGGAUGUGUUGCAGGGGGUGUUCUAUGGAAGCAACGCCGGGAGGGAGGCGCUGGUGGAGCUCUGCGGGGACGAGUAUGUGCAGAGGAUGACAUUCGAAAGCUACCUGUACAAGAAGCUGGCGGAUGGGAAUCGGUGGGAGGAUGCUAGGAUGGUGACGAACACCAUUGGGAGCUUCAUCAGGUGCAAGCUCCUUGCCAAAUGAACUCCCCCUUGUUUUAUGCUAGGAUGGUGACGAACACCAUUGGGAGCUUCAUCGGGUGCAAGCUCCUUGCCAAAUGAACUCCCCCUUGUUUUCUUCUUCUUCUUCUUCUUCUUCUUCUUCUUCCUCCUUAAAUAAAAUUAAAGAAAAAAAAAAAAGGCGGCUUCCAAGUACAAAAUUAGAAAAUAAUAAAAUAAAAAAUAACAGCCUCAAAUGGAGCUGCGGACAACAAAGGUUCCAAUCGUCGGAACCAUCGUCGACCGAAUAAACUCCAUCCGUCGACGACGAUUUCAGCAAACCGAAACCUUAACUAGCCCAAGUCGGAUGAGAGAGAGAGCAUAGUAACAAUGAUAUGAUAAUGGCAGUCAACAACGAAGAGGAUCUUCAUGCCUCAAGAGAGACUGAUGGGAGAGCAAGAGAGAGAAGAUCAAAGAACAGACGAGACAAAUUGGGGUGAAAGGUAUUCUCCGUGCUUGGUGGGGGAUAGAGGUGGCAAUCGUUGGUGUCCUUUUUAUUUUUUAUUUUAUUUAAAUUUGCCCUUAAUUUAAUUAAUAUAAUUUACUUUAAUUGGGGUACAAGUGAUGG
This is a messenger RNA of Diospyros lotus (date-plum), 1927 nucleotides long. Its product is annotated as geranylgeranyl diphosphate reductase, chloroplastic-like. Gene Ontology annotation, cellular component: chloroplast thylakoid membrane. The record is from RefSeq and is a predicted model, not a curated record. The transcript has a single exon. Gene Ontology annotation, biological process: chlorophyll biosynthetic process; photosynthesis. Lineage: Eukaryota; Viridiplantae; Streptophyta; Magnoliopsida; Ericales; Ebenaceae. Gene Ontology annotation, molecular function: oxidoreductase activity, acting on the CH-CH group of donors, NAD or NADP as acceptor; FAD binding. The coding region runs from base 17 to 1345 and encodes 442 amino acids.